AUGAUGUCAAGUAACUUCUCGUGUUGGGACUUUUAUUCUAGUAUUAAAGUGGAAGGCCGGAUUCUCUUGCUCUGGAGGAAGAAUUUUGUUAAUGUUGAAGUCAUUGAGCAUUCCAUGCAACACGUUCAUUGUCAUAUAAAAAUGAUAGGUCAGAGAAAAGAUUACUUUGCUACUUUUAUCUACGGAGCAAACAACGUAGAAGGCAGGGGGAAUGAUAUUACUAACUCUGAGCUUGUGGACUCUAAUAACUGGAUUGCUCAGUCUUGUGUUGGGCCUAUGAAGCGCAGGGGUUCGACUUUCACUUGCAAUAAUAAGCAGGAUAAUAGGAUAUUUUCUUGUAUUAACCAUGUGUCUCACAACGAGGAGUGGGUUGAUGAUUUUUUGAAUACAUCUGCUCAUUUCUCUUGGGAGACUUGUUGUGAUCAUUGUCUUUGUGUUGUUCAUUCACUUUCUACAGAAAGUAUUGGAAGCAAACCGUUUCGGUUCUACAACUUCUGGAUUGAUCAUCAGAAUUACAAGAAAAUUGGGAUUUAUCUAAAAACCACGAGACUCAAGCACAAGUUAAAAGCCUUCAAUAGGCACUUGAUUGGGAACAUUGGCAAUGCUUAUGAGAAGGCCAAGGAGAGUUACAAAGAGGCUCAGUUCCAAUGUCAAGCUAACCUGAACAACAAUCAUUUCCUUGAGUUGGAGCGUGCGACUGCUAACCAUUUUUACAUUCAGGAAAAAAUGUACUUGAACUUUCUCCACCAAAGAAGCAAGGUUAUUUGGAUUCAAAAAGGAGAUAGUAACACAACUUAUUUUCAUGCCAUGUUGAAGAAGCGGAAUGAAGAAAACAAGAUAGUUUCGUUUAUUACCGAGCAAGGUAAUUUAAAUGAUCACUUUCCUAAUGUCAUGCAACAUUUUCUUGGCCAUUUUAAAGCCAUAAUGGGGAAAGCUAAGCCCACCUCCAUGGAGAUACACUCUGAUUGCAUAGCCAUGGGCCCCAAACUCAACCUCGAUCAGCAGUCAGUUUGGCCUGAGGUGGGGAAGGAUAUCCACAUUGCGAUUACUCACUGUUUUGACACUAAUGAGUUCCCGGAAGAGCUUCAAAGUACAACUCUCUCUCUUAUCCCAAAGAUUGAUGGUCCUUCUAAAGCUAUUGACUACCGGCCCAUUGCCUGCUGCACAACGUUAUGCAAAUGCGUUUCUAAGUAUAUUUGUUCCCGGCUUGCUAAUGCUCUUCCUUCUUUAGUAAGUCAGAAGCAGGGAGCUUUUGUCAAGGGCCGAUCAAUUGCUUACAAUAUUCUUAUACUUUACGAUGUCAUGCUUGAUGAGUUUAGCAGGACCUCGGGUCUCUCCAUCAAUUUCGCUAAAUCUGAAGUGUACUUUGGUGGAAUUGCUCAACAGAUUCCUCUCGCUCAAAAGAUAAAUCUUUCUAUCGGUGAGUUCCCUCUUAAGUAUCUUGGGAUCCCUCUCAAACCAACUAAGUGGAGACUUGAUGAUUGUGGUCCGAUUUUGAAGAAAAUUAAACUUAAGCUCCACUCUUGGGCCAAUAAGCAUUUAUCCUAUGCCGGUCGAGUUCAAUUAAUCCAAUCUACAUUGAUUGGAUUAAGGAAUUAUUGGAUGAGAGUCUUUCUUCUUCCUCAGAGUGUGAUUAAAGAGAUUGAGAAAUUAUAUCAGGCUUUCCUUUGGGGGUUGAAAGAUAAUCGAACUAGAGCCCACUUGAUAAGUUGGGAGAGGGUAUGCCUCACAAAAGCCUAUGGAGGUCUUGGGUUUAAGGAUGGAACAAAGUGA
Molecule: messenger RNA, 1773 nt
Organism: Cannabis sativa
Lineage: Eukaryota; Viridiplantae; Streptophyta; Magnoliopsida; Rosales; Cannabaceae
Exons: 5
Coding region: 1-1773 (590 amino acids)
Source: RefSeq, a predicted model, not a curated record